AAAUGAUGACAUCAGAGUGCGCUGUCGCCACCGCCACUACGGUAGCCAUGAACAGCGUAGGGGAAGCCUGCACGGACAUGAAGCGCGAGUACGACCAGUGCUUCAAUCGCUGGUUUGCCGAGAAGUUUCUCAAGGGGGACGGCUCCGGGGAUCCAUGCACCGACCUCUUCAAACGUUACCAGCAGUGUGUUCAGAAAGCAAUAAAGGAGAAAGAGAUUCCUAUUGAAGGACUGGAGUUCAUGGGCCAUGGCAAAGAAAAGCCUGAAAACUCUUCUUGACCUUGACAGUCACCUUGAAAACAGAUUCCUCAAAUCAGGAGAUUGAGGACUUUGGAUUUUGUCAACCAAGGCUGUGAAGGUAGCCAUCAGAUUUGAUGAGGAAUUUAGGAGAGAAGAGUUUUAUUUCCUCCUCCUUGACGUUUUCCUCAAGUUUUAAAAGGUGAACUCUUUGAUGAUUUCUCACUUUUUCUGGCAUCUUGCGAGAACUCAAUGUGCUAACAUGGAAUAAUUUCUUGGAACACAAUGUGCUAAUGUGGAAUAAUUUCUUGGGGUUAUGAUUGCAAUAUUUAAUUUGGGAUCAGCUUUAACUAUAUCUUAUAUGUAGAUAGUGAUGAACUAGUCAGGAUGAUCAAGGUUGCCUGACCUCUUGAUUUUUGCUGCAAAGGACAUUAUGUAUACUAUACUGGGGUCAUGGUUAAAGAAAGCAAUUGGUUGGGACCUCUUUUUUCUCUCAGGGAACUAAUGCUCUGAAAAGGGAUCUGGGCACAUUUUCAAUCAUGCUUGGGAGCACAGUUUUAUUUUUAUAUAGUAACUAACAGUUAAGCUACUGGUGGCCUGGAUUAGCAAAGAGGAAGACAGCUUUUAACAGUUCCCUGCCUUAAAGAGAGGUGUCGGAUUAAAAUGUGAAAGCUUCAAGAAUGUUGCAGUGAACACCACAGUAUACGUGAGGAAUUAAGAUGCUUGGAGUCACUGUGGAAGAAGAGCCUAAAUUGCAAAGUUUGCUGCUGCCAGCUUCAACCCACAUCAGUGAAUUAAGUCAACCUGCAUAUGUUCUAACAAUGCUAAAAUGCUACAUCUGAUGAAAUGAUUGGGGGUGUUUUUGCUUUAUUUGCUUUGUUUACCCUCUCUGCCCAGUAAUAUCUGUAAUCAUGACGAUGGAAUAAACCAGUACAGUUAAUUUCUAUCAUUAUUUGCUCCUGGAACUCAGUAUACUUUAUGAAGCAACUGUUAUCCUGUUAUCCCACAUCUCGUAAUAUGCUGAGGAGAGUUUUAUGUUUUUCAUAAUUUAAAAAUUUGUCUAAGGUAGUAUGGUAUGGCAAUUAGAAACCUCACUGAUUUCUUUUUUCUUUUGAGACAGUCUCACUGUGUCAC
Molecule: messenger RNA, 1370 nt
Organism: Otolemur garnettii (small-eared galago)
Lineage: Eukaryota; Metazoa; Chordata; Mammalia; Primates; Galagidae
Gene: TRIAP1
Product: TP53 regulated inhibitor of apoptosis 1
Exons: 2
Coding region: 3-278 (91 amino acids)
Source: RefSeq, a predicted model, not a curated record